This is a messenger RNA of Heteronotia binoei (common prickly gecko), 1359 nucleotides long. The record is from the annotation of a RefSeq genome assembly. Lineage: Eukaryota; Metazoa; Chordata; Lepidosauria; Squamata; Gekkonidae.
AUGCUAAAAAUCCUAAUUGCCUCAGCAAUACUCACCCCAACUAUACUACUAUUACCAAUCAAAUACAUACUCACUACCACCUCCGCCUACUCAAUAAUCACAACCCUACUAAUACUAAAAUGACUCUACCAACCACUCAACCUCAAACCCUUUGCACUAAACACAUGAUUCAUACUCGACCCAAUCACAACCCCACUAGCCAUCUUAUCAGCCUGACUCCUCCCACUUAUAAUCCUUGCAAAUCAAAAUAUUGCGGCCUCAGAGCCAACCGGCCGAAAACGAAUAUUCCUUACAACCUGCACCAUACUACAAACUACCCUACUCCUCACAUUUACCACAACAGACCUAAUCAUAUUCUAUGCACUCUUCGAAACAACCCUCGUUCCAACACUAAUUUUAAUCACCCGCUGAGGGGCUCAAACCGAACGUCUCAAUGCUGGAACAUACUUCAUUUUUUAUACCCUAGCCGGAUCCUUACCACUACUAGUCGCCUUGCUCUAUAUCCACUCAACCAACAACCAUACACUCAUCCCCAUUCUCACUAUACACCAAUCCGCCACCUUCCCAACAAAUCUAAUAUGGCUAGCAUGCAUAAUAGCCUUCUUAGUAAAAAUACCCCUAUACGGCCUACACCUCUGACUUCCCAAAGCCCAUGUAGAAGCCCCCAUCGCCGGAUCAAUAGUACUUGCAGCAAUUUUACUAAAACUUGGAGGAUACGGCAUCAUUCGUCUAACCCUAAUCCUGAUACCUACAACCCAAACAAUGUGCUUCCCAUUCAUCGUUCUAGCCCUGUGAGGAAUAAUUAUAACUAGCCUCAUCUGUCUACGACAAACAGACCUAAAAUCUAUUAUCGCUUACUCCUCUGUAAGCCACAUAGGCCUAGUCACCGCCGCCUCCCUCAUCCAAACCCCAUGAAGUAUCCACGGCGCAAUACUACUAAUAAUCGCCCACGGCUUAACAUCCUCCAUACUAUUCUGCCUGGCCAAUACCAACUACGAGCGAACUCACACCCGCACUCUUAUCCUAGUACGAGGACUACAACUAGCCCUACCACUAAUAACCACAUGGUGGUUACUCUCAAAUCUAAUAAACAUAGCACUGCCACCUACAAUUAACCUAUUAGGCGAACUAAUAAUUAUUAUUACACUAUUCAACUGAAAUAUAACAACAAUUGUCCUAACAGGGUCCGCCACACUCAUCACAGCCAUAUACUCCCUACACAUCUUCCUGACAACACAACAAAACAAACUACAAACACACAUAACUAUCAGCCCCACCCACUCACGCGAACACCUCCUUAUGGCCCUGCACUUAAUCCCCCUGCUAUUACUACUAACCCACCCAACACUAAUUACGUAG